Molecule: messenger RNA, 672 nt
Organism: Lasiodiplodia theobromae
Lineage: Eukaryota; Fungi; Ascomycota; Dothideomycetes; Botryosphaeriales; Botryosphaeriaceae
Exons: 1
Coding region: 1-672 (223 amino acids)
Source: RefSeq, a predicted model, not a curated record
AUGGGUCUUUCCACUUUCGUUACUCUGAGCCUGGGUCUUUUCGCCGCGCUCCCAACCACCUUCGCUACCGAAUCCUCGCCGUACUACCGUCUGAGGGCCAAGGUCACCGGCCCCAAGACCGACACCACUCCCGACGUCGACGGGUGGGCCAUUGAGAUCCGUCGCCUCGGCAUCACGACGCGCCUCCCUCCGGACGACAUGUGGGGCGUGCUCUACAACGAAACCUUUAGCCCGGGCCGCGGUGGGGACAUCUUCUACACCCAGCCCGUCGACGGCACGACCUACAUCCGCACCGAUGCGCCCAACAACGAGGGCGAGGUGACGCCGUUUGGUUUUGACGUAGGCGAGGGAUACGAACUCGUCAGCACCGAGACGAUCGCUACGCGCUCCAUCCUCUCUGAGACCCCGAUGAACAUCGUUGCCGAUGGUGAUGUUCCGAUCCUGGAGAAGCCCGGCUUCGAAGCGACUUUUGUUGCUUGCAAGGAGGCCUACCGCGAAUGGGUCGUUGUCUACUGGACCGAUUUGGAGAAAUACGGUACCGACCCGAUCUACAACCAGGACUGGAGGACCUGCACCGAGAUCCAGCUCAUUCCUGAGUGCUCUACCGAUGGUCCUCAGCACGACGGUUUGGAGGAUACUACUUGCGUCACCGACAUUGGUACCGUUUUGUAA